AUGGACGCGACGCAACCGCAACCACAGGCUCAGCCUCAGCCCGAGGCUGGCUCGCUGAGCUGGCGGCUUAGUUCGCAUCCCAUCACACUGUUGACCUUUUUGGGGUUCAGGAUAUCGAGUGUCUUGAUCUACUUCCUUGGACUAUGGAUCAUCAAGAGCAUGAUCAUGAUCUUCAUCGUCACCAUUCUCCUGCUCGCCGCCGACUUCUACUACCUCAAGAACAUUGCCGGCCGUCGACUCGUCGGUCUCCGCUGGUGGAACGAGGUCGACCCCUCGACGGGCGAGUCGAAAUGGGUCUUUGAGAGCAGCGAUCCCGCGACCAAGACGGUCAACGCGACAGACUCGCGCUUCUUCUGGAUGGCGCUCUACGUGCAGCCCGUGCUGUGGGUGGCCAUGGCGAUCCUGGCCCUCGUGAGGCUGCAGUUUCUCUGGCUGCCUCUUGUCAUCAUUGCGUUGGUGUUGACGGUCAUGAACACUCUGGCAUUCUCGCGAUGCGACAAGUUCAGUCAGGCGUCGAACUUUGCGGGCAGCGCCUUUGGAAGCACCAACUUGGCGGGUAACAUUGCGAGCAACAUGGUCGGGCGCUUUUUCUCAAGGGGUUGA
Messenger RNA from Emericellopsis atlantica, 603 nucleotides. RefSeq lists its product as uncharacterized. The coding region runs from base 1 to 603 and encodes 200 amino acids. Gene Ontology annotation, biological process: protein secretion; vesicle-mediated transport. The transcript is spliced from 4 exons. Gene Ontology annotation, cellular component: Golgi membrane. The record is from RefSeq and is a predicted model, not a curated record. NCBI's taxonomy places the organism in Eukaryota, Fungi, Ascomycota, Sordariomycetes, Hypocreales, Bionectriaceae.